Messenger RNA from Monascus purpureus, 462 nucleotides. NCBI's taxonomy places the organism in Eukaryota, Fungi, Ascomycota, Eurotiomycetes, Eurotiales, Aspergillaceae. The record is from the annotation of a GenBank genome assembly.
AUGCUCUCUCCUCUUGUGGGCUACCCUCGCUUUAAGGACUGGGUUCUCAGUCACGUCCUUGAUCGCUGGGAUACGGCUGCGCGGAUCGCACGCUUGACCGGCGUUGGUCCUACGGCUAAAUCCGACGCGGACGCCGGCUACACAUACAAAGAGCUGGAUCUGACAAUCGUCCAUGCACUCGAUGAUCAUGACAUUCCAUGGUACGAAGGCCGUCUUGUUUGGACGGCGGCAACGGGCGAAAACCUGGAGAGUGCCCCCGGUGAGGUGGUCUAUGAGGCACGCGACAAGAAGGGUGUGACGCAGGUGGCUAUCUGGGAGAACUGUAUUGCAGGACACUCCAAGACAGGGAAGAAGAAACCCGUUAAGAAGGUUAGAUGGGAACGAGUUGGUUAUGGUGGUCAUAACCAAGUUGCAACCUUUUCGGUCUCUGCUCUGGCGGUCUUACGAGCUUUUGAAGAGUGA